UGCAUAUGUAGCUAUCCUACAAAUUUUAUUGAUUCCCAUUACUUGUUUGAGGCUAAAUUUCAACAGUUGCAGAGGAAAAUCUCCCUGAAAAAAAAAAAAAAAAAAAAAAAAACAGAAGAAGAAAGUAAAAGAGAGAUGGAAAAACAAGGGUGGAGAUGCAGAAAACUGGUGCUAGUUCCAUGUCCAUUCCAAGGACACAUAAAUCCGAUGCUUCAGCUAGGCACCAUCCUUCACUCCAAAGGUUUCUCUAUCACAGUUGCUCAUGCCCAAUUCAAUUCUCCUCAAACUUCCAAUCAUCCUGAUUUCAUCUUCCAAUCCCUACCAGAUGGCAUAUCAUCCAAACCUGACAUCCCUCGUGAUUUUUUAGCUUUCAUGUCAAGUCUUAACUUGAACUGUAGAGCCCCAUUCCAGGAAUUUCUAAGUCAGAUGAUAGGAAAACAGGAGCAGCAAGACGAACUCCCCUGCAUAAUUUAUGAUGCACUCAUGUACUUUACAGAAGCAGUGUCUAGUCACCUGAAGCUACCAAGCAUCAUCUUACAAACUGGUAGUGUUACCACUAUGCUGACGUACUUUGCAUAUCCUCGACUCCAAGAGGAAGGUUACAUUCCCCCACAAGAUUCCAACUCAACAGAGUUAGUGCCUGGGCUUCAUCUCCUCAGACUCAAGGAUCUACCAUCAAACACUUUCGAUGAUUUAGAUCCCACUCUGCAACUAAUAGCUAUACUGAGCAAUAUAGGAUCAUCUUCAGCCAUCGUUUGGAAUAGUAUGGACUGCCUUGAACAAUCAUCAUUAGCACAAUAUCAACAACAAUUCCGAGUUCCAAAUUUGUCAAUAGGUCCUAUGCACAAAAUUGCUUCGGCGUCCUCUAGUAGCUUACUGGAAGAGGACAGCAGUUGCAUCUCAUGGCUUAACAAGCAAGGUCACAACUCAGUUAUAUAUGUAAGUUUUGGAAGCAUAGCAUCCGUGGAUGCCAAAGACCUAACAGAAAUGGCUUGGGGCCUAGCCAACAGCAAGCAACCUUUCCUGUGGGUGAUUAGGCCAGAUCCUGAUAAUGGAGCAGAACCUACUGAUUGGUUGCCUGAUGAAUUUAAAGAGACUGUGGGAGAAAGAGGCUACAUAGUGAAAUGGGCACCACAACAAGAAGUAUUGGCACAUGGUGCUGUGGGAGGAUUUUGGAGCCACUGUGGUUGGAAUUCAACCAUUGAAAGUAUAAGUGAAGGGGUUCCAAUGAUUUGUAGGCCAUGUUUUGGGGAUCAAAAGGUGAACACAAGGUACAUCAGCCAUGUAUGGAGAAAUGGGUUUGAAUUGGAGAAUGAUUUGGAAAGAGGGAAGAUAGAGAGAGCGAUAAAGAGACUGAUGGUGGAAAAAGAAGGGGAGGAGAUGAGGCAGAAGGCAGCAGAAUUGAAAGAAAAAACUGAAGUUAGUAUCAAGAAAGGUGGAUCUUCUAAUAAUUCCUUGAAUGAAUUAGUAGAGCUUAUAACGUCAAUUUAAUGCCAAUUGCCAUCAAAACUAGUGUCUUCAGGCAUCCUAGCCUCAUGAAUGGCCAAAAAUCUUACUGUCAUUAUUAUCUUGUUAAUAUGUUUAUUUAUUUAAAGAAUAAUUCA
Molecule: messenger RNA, 1604 nt
Organism: Pistacia vera
Lineage: Eukaryota; Viridiplantae; Streptophyta; Magnoliopsida; Sapindales; Anacardiaceae
Product: UDP-glycosyltransferase 76E2-like
Exons: 2
Coding region: 136-1491 (451 amino acids)
Molecular function (GO): UDP-glycosyltransferase activity
Source: RefSeq, a predicted model, not a curated record